Entrophospora candida is the source of this 1875-nucleotide messenger RNA. Lineage: Eukaryota; Fungi; Glomeromycota; Glomeromycetes; Entrophosporales; Entrophosporaceae. The record is from the annotation of a GenBank genome assembly.
AUGUCAUUUAUUCAAGAGCUUGUACGUGAAUUACAAGCAGAUCUUGAUGCUUUGUGUAUUUCACCUUUUAGUAAUUUCGAAGCAUCAUAUAAACAAAUAAGACAACCAGAGAAACCAGAAACUACAAAAAUUAAAACUACUGUUACCCCAUCUAUAAAUACUACAAACAAUGAUAAAAGUAAUAACUUAAAUCCUGUUGAAAUUUACAAUGAAUAUUCUGAAUUUUUAAAAAAAUCAAUUUACAGUAUGCAACUAGAAGAAGGAAAAAUUCCAAAAAGCUUAUUUAUUGCAAAAAUUACAAUAGUUGUAUAUGCUAUUGUAGUCGAACAUUUGUUAAUGGCUACUUUACCAUUAUUAGAUGAUAUUUAUUAUUGGGAAGAAUUGGAAGGAAGCAGACUUUGGACUUUUUAUCACCUAAUCCAAACCAUUCCAAUACGUACAUAUUUUUUUUCCAAUGCAAUCUACAAAUAUAUAAUAACACGUAAUAAACCAAAUAUUCAUAACAAUGCUAACAUAAACACUGCUAAUAAUCAAUUGAAAAAAUAUUUUUCAAUUGGACACACGAUGAUCAACAUGUUUCCAACAUACACUCACUCACGUUUCUCUGACCCACAAUCAUUUUCUUUUCCGUUGGCAAUUCGAUACGAAGUUCAUUAUAAGAAAUCCGUACUUAGAUCACUAAUGAAGCAUCAAGCAAAAUGCCUCGGUUUCCUAGUUACUGAAUUGAACUUCAAGUUUCCAAUUGAUUCAGCAGAUCAACUUGGUGGCAAUUUCAAAUCUAAUAUUGCUGAGCGUGUUAAUAACUUUGUUAUGCUAAUUGAGAAAGUUUUAAAUCAUUUAAUUAAUAAUGAUGAUUUUGAUGUUGAGAAUGGAAUUAUACCAGAUAUUGAUUUUGAAAAAUUGAAAUUAGAGGUUAAGUCAAUGCAUACUUUAGAAAAAGAAAAUCAAGGACUUGAUGAUCUUUCUUCUCGAUUACAAUCAAUUAUUACAACACAUCUUCCAAGUUAUGUAAAACAAUGCAAUCGAAUCACAUCCAUAUAUGGUAAUCCAUCAUUUCUGACUAGAUGGUGGCUACCAGUCACAAUUUCGUCUGUUAUUGCAUAUAAAAAUAGAAAAUACAUCUAUAGGGAUAAUUUGAUGAAAUUAUUUGAUAAUGUAAAAAUUACAGCAAUCAAUUUUUUUGGUGAUUGGAUAUGGGAUCCAAUAGUACAUAUGAUGGACACAAUAAGACAUCGAGAAAAUAGAUUAGCACUUAUGGAAGAUCUUAUUGGGGUAUCAAAUAAAAUACGAGAAGGUGAUUUAUCAGUUGUUCUAAUGGCUUAUGAACAAGAACUAAAGAAACCUUUUAAAUCUACAAUAACAGGAAACCUUAUCAGAACAUUGUUAAUUCAAGUACAAAAAACAAAAGUGGAUUUAGAAUUAGCCAUGGCAGCUUUAGAUAAAUUAUUGAAAUCAAAUGAAUUGAAUUUUGCUUUUUUAGCAGUUGGUCCGAGUCUUUUUGUUGUUUAUUUAUUGUGUAGUUGGAUGGAAAGAAUUUGGUGGAAUAAAAAUAAUUGGGUUGGUAAACUUCAGGGAACAAAUGCUCAAAUGAGAGAAUCUUUACGGUAUGGCUCUCAAUUAGCAUAUAUGGGCAAACAAGCUGAACGAAUACUUGUUAAGAAUUACAAUUCAACAAAAUUAACUUAUACAGCACAUGGACUUUUGCUUUGUCACGUUCAUCAUCUUAGAAUCUAUUCAAGUUAUUUGCCAUCCAAAAAUAGUUUGCAAACUCGAUUUCUCAAUGAUCUUCGUGAUUUGGAUAAUCCUAGUUUUAGUGUGCAACAAAAAAUAUUAACUUGUGAAAGAAUGUGGAGAUUUUGGGGAUUUUUAAAAUAA